Messenger RNA from Aspergillus viridinutans, 1326 nucleotides. Its product is annotated as acyl-CoA dehydrogenase family protein. Gene Ontology annotation, molecular function: flavin adenine dinucleotide binding; oxidoreductase activity, acting on the CH-CH group of donors. Bases 1 to 1326 code for a protein of 441 amino acids. Lineage: Eukaryota; Fungi; Ascomycota; Eurotiomycetes; Eurotiales; Aspergillaceae. The record is from RefSeq and is a predicted model, not a curated record. The transcript is spliced from 4 exons.
AUGGCUGACGUCUCUCCCAAUCCCAUCCCUUUCUCCGAGCCCCCGUAUCUGCGGGGUCUCCCCUCCCCAUACUACACCGCCAGCCAUCGCCGAUUCCAGAAAGCUUGCCGCGCAUUCGCAUGGGAGCACCUCCUCAACAAUGCGAUGGAGUGGGAGAAGGCGGGUACGGUCCCCGAACAUGUCUUCAAGGAUUUCUGCAAGCAUAACAUGUUGCUGCCGAAUCUGCCCGCCCCAUUACCCGUGGACUGGCUGAAGAGACUGGGGAUUCAUGAUAUUCUGGGGGUGAAGGUCGAGGAAUGGGAUUAUUUACAUACAGGAAUCUACUGCGAUGAGCUGUCCCGGUCGGGUCUAGCUGGACCGGGGGCCUCGUUGAGCGCUGGUUUCGCUUUCGGUAUUCCCCCGAUCAUCAAGUACGGUAGCAAGGAGCUGCAGGAACGUUUUCUUCCCGAUCUCCUCACGGGAAGGAAACGUGGCUGCAUUGCCAUCACGGAGCCAGAAGCGGGAAGCGAUGUCGCCAAUAUCACCACCACUGCCACGAAGACUCCAGAUGGAAAGUACUACAUCAUCAAUGGGACAAAGAAAUGGAUCACCAACGGAAUCUGGUCAGAUUAUACCACCAUGGCCGUCCGCACAGGCGGCCCCGGCGCAGCCGGUCUCUCGGUCAUUCUCGUCCCUCUCAAGGGCCACCCCGGCGUCACCAUGCGUCGACUCAAGGUCUCCGGCCAGCUCACCGGCGGAACGACAUAUAUCGAGCUCGACGACGUCAAAGUCCCCGUGGGCAACCUGAUCGGCCGCGAAGGCGACGGCAUGCGCAUCAUCAUGACCAACUUCAACCACGAACGCUUGACCAUCGCGGUCGGCGUCACCCGGCAGGCCCGUGUCGCUCUUGCUGCCGCCUUUCAGUACACGAUGAAGCGCGAGGCGUUCGGCAAGACACUGAUGGAUCAACCGGUGGUGAGGCACCGGCUAGCGAAGGCGGGCGCAGAGCUCGAGACGAUGUGGGCUUGGUUGGAGCAGAUCUUGUACCAGUUGUGUCAUCUCAGCAAAGAGCAGGCCGAUCAACAGCUGGGGGGUAUCACAGCGCUAGCCAAGGCCAAGGCGGCUAUGGUGCUGAAUGAAUGUGCGCAGUGUGCGGUCUUGUUGUUUGGUGGCGCUGGGUAUACCGCUAGUGGACAGGGAGAGUUGGUCGAGGCGAUUCUGCGAGAUGUCCCUGGUGCUCGCAUACCAGGUGGAUCAGAGGACGUCCUUCUUGACCUGGCCGUGCGACAACUGGUCAAGAUCUAUCAAGCGGGAGAGAAGAAGCUGGCAAAACAGGCAAAGAUGUAA